AUGCGCAUAGGGUAUGAACGUGCUAUGGGUGGCGGUGGUAAUGAUCAAAAUCCCCCUCCACCACCAGGAACUCCAAUACCUUCACCCCGACUGGGAAUUUGUGAAAAUAGAUUUAUUCGAAGAGAAAGUGCAAGAAAAGAAUUAGCAGAAGGAAGAAGUGCGUCAUUAGGGCCUUUAAGGCAGCGGUCUGAUAAAUUAAUGGUGACAGAAAAUUUAAAUAAUUUGUGAAGUUUUU
This is a messenger RNA of Meloidogyne enterolobii, 235 nucleotides long. Lineage: Eukaryota; Metazoa; Nematoda; Chromadorea; Rhabditida; Meloidogynidae. The record is from the annotation of a GenBank genome assembly.